AUUAUUUUUAAAGGAUUUAUAUUUACAAAUGGCGUGGUUUUUGCUCUGAUGUAAUGAAUGUAGGUAGCACAGGUAGGGUGAUCAUAAAAAGAUCUUUAUGAUGCGACGAAUGCCAUUAGAAAUGUUAUACAGCAGGGAAUGUUUUCUAGGGGAAUUUGGUAGCGACUAAGUUAACGUUUGCAACCUGCAACACACGAUUUAACGUGUUCAGCGCGCUGACCGGCUGUCCCGGCGUUUGUUGACAACAAGUUUUCCUUCUCAACGACAUUUAUUCUUAUAUAGAUUUUUCCUCAAUCGACCGCAAGCUGUGAAGUUCAACGCACACAAAAUGUUGCAACUCACCAAAGACAACAUGCUUUAUGGCAUUCUGGUUUUUCUCUGGACUGAAUACCUUUGGGAAAUAUAUUUGGCUAUCAGACAGUUCAAAAAGGCAAGGAAAACCAAGGAAAUUCCCGGGUCACUAACGAACAUCAUGACCAAAGACACUUAUGAUAAGGCACGCCGUUAUUCCAUUGAUAAGAUAAAGUUUGGAUUUGUGAAAGACACAUUUUCCAUUAUGCUAACUUCUGUUGUGAUAUACAAAGGUUACCUUGCUGAUGUCUGGUACUUUGUGGAAGAUAUGAACUUGAAAAUUGAAGGCGAAGUUGCAGCCAGCUGCAUGUGGUUAUGUCUAAUCAACACAAUUCAAACUGUAUUUGAUCUGCCAUUAACUAUAUAUUACACAUUUGUCCUUGAGGAAAAUUAUGGAUUCAACAAACAAACUGCCACAUUCUUUGCAUGGGAUCGCGUCAAGUCCUACAUCUUGGGACAAGUAUUAAUGCAGCCUAUCUCUGCAAUGGUCAUUGUCAUAAUCAAAUAUGGUGGUGAAUACUUUUUCUUCUGGUUGUGGUUAGCAAUGGGAGUCAUUACUCUACUCUUGAUGACAAUUUAUCCAACUGUGAUUGCGCCACUAUUUGACAAAUAUCGCCCGCUUGAAGAAGGAGAAUUACGCACACAGAUUGAAGCGCUUGCAGCCAGCCUGAAAUUUCCGCUCACAAAACUUUACGUUGUUGAAGGUUCAAAACGUUCGUCACAUAGCAAUGCAUAUUUUUAUGGAUUCUUCAAUAACAAACGUAUCGUUCUGUUUGACACCCUUUUCGCCAAUCCUCAAGCCGGCGGAUGCAGCAACGAAGAAAUAUUAGCCGUAUUGUCGCAUGAAAUGGGACACUGGCAGUACAAUCACAUCGGCAAGAAUCUACUUAUGAUUCAAGUGAACUUAUUCCUUAUGUUCCUUGCAUUUUCGCUUAUUUUCAAGUCACCGCUCAUCUAUCAAUGCAUCGGAUUCCGUGCUGGACUUCAACCGGUGAUUGUCGGGUUGAUCGUGACGAUUCAGAUUGUUAUGUUGCCGUAUAAUGCGCUUAUAUCGUUCUGUAUGACUUGUUUAUCGCGGCGGUUUGAGUUCCAAGCGGAUAGCUUUGCAGACAAUUUGGGUAGGGGUGAAGCGUUGAGCAGUGCGUUGGUUCAAUUAAAUAAGGAUAACUUAGGUUUUCCGGUCUAUGAUAACUUGUUUUCAUCGUGGCAUCAUUCACAUCCGCCGCUUUUGGAGCGGAUAGCUGCAUUGAAAAAGAGCAAAUAGAUUAACAAUUGCAAAAUCAUGUUUACCGAAAAUGUGAAUGUUUUCACGUAUUCAAUUAUAUAAAAUCACAAGUAUCAGAGUUUGAGAUUUAUAUCUACACAAUUUGCGAUUUUUAUAUCAUGAAUGGCUCAUUAAAUGAGUGUUUUUCGUUUUUUAAUAAAUCUAUACUUGUGCUGCUCUGUUAAUCAUGUAAGAUGUAAACAUGUGAUUAGUAAAUUUUCUUUUAUGGAUA
Molecule: messenger RNA, 1847 nt
Organism: Dalotia coriaria
Lineage: Eukaryota; Metazoa; Arthropoda; Insecta; Coleoptera; Staphylinidae
Product: CAAX prenyl protease 1 homolog
Exons: 3
Coding region: 329-1615 (428 amino acids)
Biological process (GO): CAAX-box protein processing
Cellular component (GO): endoplasmic reticulum membrane
Molecular function (GO): metalloendopeptidase activity
Source: RefSeq, a predicted model, not a curated record